This is a messenger RNA of Pediculus humanus corporis (human body louse), 459 nucleotides long. RefSeq lists its product as uncharacterized. Bases 1 to 459 code for a protein of 152 amino acids. Lineage: Eukaryota; Metazoa; Arthropoda; Insecta; Psocodea; Pediculidae. The record is from RefSeq and is a predicted model, not a curated record. The transcript has 2 exons.
AUGAUAAAAAUAGAAAACGUUGAUCUCCAAACACGUCACCUCGUUGACGAUUUACCGAGUCCGUCAGCAUCUCCGCCACCUCCGACAGCAUCACCGGUUUUAACCGCGGGUUCUCCGGGAAAUUCUCCAGACGAUCAAAACACUCCCGUCAUGCUCACGACCAUGCAACCCGUUCCUCUUAACAUAAUGGACAUACCGAAAGAUUACAUGACGAAUGCGUACGUUGACGACGGUAGUAGUAGCAGACACCACCAGGAAUUUAUUUAUCAAGUAGAUGGUAAAAAUGUUGAAAUCGUUCGUCAAGAUGAUUUGCCUCCGGGUACCGUAUCCGUUGUCGUACAGCAACCUGGAGGACUGUUGCCGGCAUACCAAACUCCUGGAACAACCGUGCUCGUACUCUCGGAGCUUGUUGAGGACAUUGCGCCUGUUAGGUACGAAGGUCACGCAAUAAAUUCAUAA